AUGACAGGCUUGGAGGGUAGAGUUUUCGCUGUGACAGGAGCCGCCUCGGGUAUUGGUCUGGCGACUGCAAGACUUCUGGCUAGCCAGGGCGCCAUUCUUUCUAUUUCCGACGUACAGGAAAACGCGCUUCAAGCUGCGCUGAAAUCUCUGGAAGGUGAAGGUCACAUUGCUACGGUAGUCAAUGUAAGCAAAAGCAACGAAGUCAAAGACUGGAUCCAACAGACGGUCGACCGACUGGGCCAACUACACGGGGCGGGCAAUUUCGCUGGAAUCAUCCGGUUGGGUUCUCUCUGCGACACUUCGGACGAGGACUGGCAUGCAAUCAUGGAUGUCAACGCUAGUGGUGUCUUCUUUUGCAUGAGGGAGCAAUUAAACAAUAUGCGGGAUGGGGGCUCAAUCGUCAACGCAUCCAGCGUCGCCGGACUCCGUGGCGUCGAUAAAAGUGGUAUCUAUGCGGCCAGUAAACACGCGGUUAUGGGCUUGACAAAAGCCGCUGCCAGAGAUGUUGGGCAUAGAGGGAUCAGAGUGAAUGCGGUGGCACCAGGGACAAUUGCAACGGCCAUGUCUGAUGAAAUCAGGAGGAUCACACAAGGCGCUGCCUCCCCGUCAACACGAGUUUUGGGAAGGGCAGGAACCGCAGAUGAGGUUGCCAACAUCGUUGCAUUCCUUCUAAGUGACCAAGCAUCGUACGUGACAGGUGCGGCAUGGACGGUAGACGGAGGCUGGACAGCAUAG
Messenger RNA from Exophiala oligosperma, 735 nucleotides. RefSeq lists its product as uncharacterized. The record is from RefSeq and is a predicted model, not a curated record. The transcript has 3 exons. NCBI's taxonomy places the organism in Eukaryota, Fungi, Ascomycota, Eurotiomycetes, Chaetothyriales, Herpotrichiellaceae. Gene Ontology annotation, molecular function: oxidoreductase activity, acting on the CH-OH group of donors, NAD or NADP as acceptor. Bases 1 to 735 code for a protein of 244 amino acids.